AUGGGCCUAGAACGCAACUUUGCAGGCGAUCACAAGGCGCACUUGGGCUAUUGGGGCCCUCCAACUUCUGUUGCCAACUUUUGUGAAGAAGACUACGCCAUCACUCUCUACAUUGGUGAAUUCGUCAACAGCUUCACUAAUCUUGCAUACGUCUACUGGGCAUUUCGAACGCUGCUGCCUGGGGAGACCUUGCUCACUCAACCCUCCAACCUUGCCCUCUUUUUCGUGGGAGUUUUCUCUCUGGUCUUCCAUCUGACCUUGAAGUAUGAGACUCAGGUCUGCGAUGAUCUGUCCAUGUUCUGGGUCUGUGCAGCCCUGGUCUACGAACUGUACACCCUGGGCUGGUCGAAACCCGCCAAAGUGGCAUUCGGUUCGAUCUUGACCGCUGUUCUGGGCGUCAUCAGUGCCUACCAUUACGCGCUCCACCAGCUGUGGCUGCACAACACCACCUUUAUCGCCCUAGUUACCGCGAUUUGGCCGAGAGUGUUGUACCUGAUCCGAACGAGGUUCCAAGGCGAGAAGAAGCAAUAUUGGACUCAGCAAUUCCGGGUCGGAGGUUUGUGCUUCCUCAUGGGAUUCGUCGUGUGGGUGAUUGACGGGGCUUAUUGCGGCGCUCUACGGGAAACCCGAAAACAGCUGGGGAUUCCUUUUGCCUUUGUCCUCGAACUGCAUGGAUGGUGGCAUAUCCUCACAGCCCUUGGAGCAGGCUAUUGUAUUCGGGUGACCAAGGUCCUGACCCGGGAGCACCAGGAGCAGUCAUCCGCCAAAGUGCGGUAG
This is a messenger RNA of Fonsecaea multimorphosa CBS 102226, 777 nucleotides long. RefSeq lists its product as uncharacterized. The transcript has 3 exons. Gene Ontology annotation, cellular component: endoplasmic reticulum membrane. The record is from RefSeq and is a predicted model, not a curated record. Gene Ontology annotation, biological process: ceramide catabolic process; ceramide biosynthetic process. Bases 1 to 777 code for a protein of 258 amino acids. Lineage: Eukaryota; Fungi; Ascomycota; Eurotiomycetes; Chaetothyriales; Herpotrichiellaceae.